Molecule: messenger RNA, 3109 nt
Organism: Crotalus tigris (Tiger rattlesnake)
Lineage: Eukaryota; Metazoa; Chordata; Lepidosauria; Squamata; Viperidae
Gene: NRM
Product: nurim
Exons: 4
Coding region: 210-1064 (284 amino acids)
Cellular component (GO): nuclear membrane
Source: RefSeq, a predicted model, not a curated record
CAAGGAGGGCUCUCCCUCCGAAGUAGGUGACGUCACUAGAACCAAGGCGGGCCUGGGAAUUCUAGGGAAGCCCUCUCGCUCCUGGGAGGGGCCGAGGAGGAACGCCGCGGUUGUGACGUCACGGGAGGGCGUGCGGAUUCCGGGGAAAGCCCCACCCGCAGCUGGGCGUUCCUUCCAGGCGGCGGGAGAAGCUCUUUUUCCCCCCCGCCAUGGCUGCUUUGCAGUUCCUGCUGAUGAUCCCGGCCCUGGGCAAUUUCCUUUUCACCUUCGGGACCGGCGUGGAGCUGAUCCGUUUUAUUUCCUACCGUGCCAUCUUUUUGCAGCUGCCCGCGGGGGCUGCGUCUCCUCCCCACGUGACUCCAGAUGGCACCUCGAAUUCUCAAUGGAAAACUGCCCUAAGGGAUCCCAAGAUUCUGCACUCGCUAACAGCGGAUGCGGGCCUGAUCAUCCUUUUUAUCCUGCAGCACAGCCUUAUGGCUUCUGACCGGGUCAAACACUGGACUUCCAACUGUUUUGGGGUCUUGCAGAGAACAGUCUAUGUUUUUUGCACAGACUUAACUCUUCAGUUGCUGAUGAGGUAUUGGCAGCCAGUGCUGGAGGGCCCCAUGCUCUGGAAUACGAGUACUGAGCCAUGGACCACUUGGGUUCCACUCACCUGCUUUAUCCUCCAUUUCAUCUCCUGGCUAAUCAUCUUUAGCAUCAUCCUCAUCUUUGACUAUGCAGAACUGAUGGGAGUCAAACAGGUUUAUUACUACUGCGUGGGCAUAGGAGACCCUUUGGCUCUGAAGUCUUCACGGGCCCUCCGUCUCUACUCCCACCUUCGCCACCCAUUGUACGUGGAAUUUCUCCUUAUCCUCUGGGCUGUUCCCUGCCUCUCUCUUGACCGUCUGCUUCUGGCCUUCUUCUUCACUGUCUAUCUUACCUGUGCUCACAGCCUUGAUGAACAGGAUUAUCUCUACCUCCGUGCCCAGCUGGAGAAGAAGUUCCAAAUCUUCUCCCGGGAAGAGGCAGCUUAUGGGGACUUAUUGGCUCAAAACGGCCCCUCAGACUACAAGGGCAACUGAGUAGGAGUGAGAGAGGUUAUCGAUUUUGGAUGCAGAGGGGGCGUCUGACUUUUGUGGGGGGGAGGUCUGACGGCCAGAUCCCUGCCUGCAAAGCACUGAAUAAUACACCGUAUCUUAUCUUGAUUGUGCUUUUACACAUAAAGGACUUGAAGGGCUACCUCCAAAAAUUUGGUAUCUACUGGGCCCAGUCUCUUCUAACCCCCUAAAAGAAUCUUUUCCUAAGCUCGUGUUCUCCAUUGUUAUGGACUGGAAGUUCAUUGUCUUCAACAGCAGUGGUAGAUGAAGAUGUUGGGAAUUUUAGUCCCAACACAUUUGGAGAACGUUAAAUUGGGAUAGUCUGGACUGAAACACACUAAGUUCUACUAGCAUGGAGGUGCUGUUUAGGAUCUUAUUGGAGGAAGUUGGAAUGACUGAUGCCUGGGUUGAUCUCACCCUAGAAUAUUAAGGAGGUACUUUUCGAUCAUGAACUUUUCUCACUUACUCUAAUGAGAAUCCUUAAUAAUGAUUGAAGUCUAGCUAUAAUUGGCCAUUUUCAUGGCAGCCUCUGGAUUUGAUGGUUGCGUGGAAGGCAAGCAGUUGAUUAAACAAAUGUGUCUAGUUCUAGAAAAGAAGCUUCUCUAGAAUACAGCUGUAUAGCAUAGCAACCCCUUCUAAGUAAAAAAAAAAUGGGGGAAGUGACUGCCUUUUAGCUCUUUAAUGGUCUGGUCUGACCAAGAGAAUGUGCAAAAUGUUCCUCCUUUUAAAAUUAAUAGCAUAUUUUAUUUAUUUCAAAUGAGCUUUUACUGCCACAAUUUUUAAUUAUAGUAUUCUAACCUCUGUCAACAUGUAAAUACUUAUUUUUUAAAAAUAUUAGCAGCCAAGUGCACUUAUUUUGAGGAAUACGAUAUAAGGGGAUUAUAGAUGCAUUUCUUCAAUAUGAUAGUAAGAAAGCACAUUUAUGAGUCUAUGUGUGUGGUGGUUUAAACCGCCUAAUUACUGUUGCAAAGGUGCCUUGCUUUUGAGGUGAAAACUUCCUUGGAUCAUACAAGAAAAAGCAGAAAUCAAAAAGCUUUCAGUCCAAAUGCUAAUCUUAGUAUUAGAUUUCCCUAAGGGAUUUCCAAAAAUUUUCACCAGUGUGCUUCUUUUAAAAGAUUCUUUUGAUUAAUGGAAAUAUUGCCCAUGUUGGAGAUUUCAGAUACAGCUAUCCUUGUUAUUCCCUAGCAUGCUGGCUUGGGAAUUCUGGGAGUUGAAGUCCAGACAUCAAGUUGCCACAGUUGAGAAAUACAGUUAUAGGCCAUUGGCUUAUGGCUCCCCUCCUCCCUCAUCAUCGUGUCAUAGAGUCACAUCUGGGGGCCAUCCAGCAGCAUCAAUAGGGAGGGUCAAAAAAAGCUAAGUAAGUGGCCCACCCCUAUUGUAGAUGUAUAAAAGGAAAGGACUUUUAUCUCGAUGCCUCUAUGUAAAUUUUGAACUCUACCCCAUAGGAGGCUACUGUGGGCACCAAUUUGGGAAAGUUGUGGGCAAUGGAAGUCCUGCACUUUAACUGCUUAGCAGAAAAAUCCUUCAACUUCCUGUAGGGAACAUUACAAUGGAACAUAUAUUUUUUUAUUGGGAACUGCACAGAUGUGAUGAAUAAAGAAAUAAAAUAAACAUGUUCCAUCACUCUAGGAGUAAAAUGUCUGAUUCCUCCCUGUGUCAAAAUGUUUAUUUUGUUGAAAUGCUUACUUUUGUUAAAGGUACAGGAACCUUUUACCUAUAGCAGAAGGAAGAAAGUUAAAAUGUGUAGGCCAGGGGUCUUCAAACUUGGCCCUUUUAUGACUUGUGGACUUCAACUCCCAGAAUUCCUCAGCCAGUGUGCCUGACUGAGGAAUUCUGGGAGUUAAAGUCCACAAGUCACAAAAGAGCCAAGUUUGAAGACCCCCCUGGUCUAGGCAGUUGCUGCCUAAGGUGUUUCUGCUGCCUUAUUUUAGUGACCUGGAAUACCACCAGUAUUGCUUUCAAAACAUUGCUCUGCCUUUGUAAAUGUAUAUUUUAAUUCUGUAUCUUAAUACUAACGAAGCUUUUUUUUU